AUGACGGCAGAGCGAACGAGGGGAGCAGAGGACGAGGGGGAGAGAGGAGCUAGGAGUGAGAAGUCCUCGCUGUCACUCAGAGAAGACACGAGAGCUGGCUCCAAGAUCAGAGAGCUUGCUGUUGAAGGGAACUUGUCCCAGUACAGGACAAUAGACUUGGAGUAUGGGCAUGAGGUGUCCAACGAGACGCUUCACUUGAUCUCCAUGCAUGCUACAGACCUUGAGCAUCUCAACUUGAACGCGUGCCAAGAAUAUGACGAUGAUGGCCUUCUCUACUUGUCCAAGGCAUGCACUCGCCUGGAAUCGCUCUCGCUGUAUUGGAACGUGAAGGUUACAGACGUAGGGAUUUCUGGCAUAGCGCGCGUAUGCGCAGGGCUGACGGAUCUUUGUCUUUCUGGAUGUAAGCAUCUUUCUGAUACGGGGCUGAACGAGAUCGCCAGAGCUUGCACUAAUCUUGUCUCACUGGACCUCACGAGAUGUGCUAGGCUGACGGAUGCUUCUAUCAGCACUACCAGUCAGCACUGCACGAAACUUCGCAAGCUGCUGCUGUACGCGUGCGCGAGCCCGACAGAUGUGGGUGUUAAAGCGAUCUUUGAGCACCUGCAUGACCUUGAGAACGUGGACUUGUGCGGCUCACAUCACAUGACGGACGAGGCUUUCCGGCAAGUCUCGCACCGGAGGAUUCCACGUCUGCGCAGGAUCAACUUGGGAUGGUGCCAGGGCAUCUCGGAUGAGACGCUGAUAGCGAUCGGGCAGGGUUGCCCCAACCUGCAGUACAUCUACCUGCUGGGGGACAAGCUUAUCACCUCCAGGGGCCUCGAGGCUCUCAGUCAAGGCUGCAGCAAGUUGUGUGGGCUCGACAUCUGCGGGCUUGCUCACGUGGAGGACCGUUCGAUGCCUGCGAUGCAAAGGCUUUUCCCUAACUUAACCUUCCUAGCGAAACUUGGCAUGGCGCCGAAUUAUCACGAGGACUAG
This is a messenger RNA of Guillardia theta CCMP2712, 975 nucleotides long. RefSeq lists its product as hypothetical. NCBI's taxonomy places the organism in Eukaryota, Cryptophyceae, Pyrenomonadales, Geminigeraceae. Gene Ontology annotation, biological process: SCF-dependent proteasomal ubiquitin-dependent protein catabolic process. The transcript is spliced from 3 exons. The record is from RefSeq and is a predicted model, not a curated record. Gene Ontology annotation, molecular function: protein binding. The coding region runs from base 1 to 975 and encodes 324 amino acids. Gene Ontology annotation, cellular component: SCF ubiquitin ligase complex.